CUUCCGCAAAGAGGGCACCUCACCAAUCAGAAUUGAGGAGGGUGUAGCUUGUGCUGAAGUUCGACUGUGAUUGACCUUUUUUUGGGUUUUUUCUGGGACUGCUUUUUCGCGGAAGGCUGACCCGUACGGCACAUAUUGUGGGCAUAUGGACUGUGUCAGGGAAGCUCAGGUUGUCGCUUUUCUACAAGCCUUUCCAUCUGAAGAGAGAAUUUAGCUAAGUCCUCAUAGUUGACUCAACUGUUGACAGAAAUCUUUAAGGGGGGAAGCUGAGCCCAGAGCUACAUAUACAGGUUAUCUUAUCAAAACGUGUGGAUGUAACGCAAUCUGAAGGAAAUUCAAGACCACAAAACUUGCUGGCUGAAGCACAUUGUACCAGAAGAGUAAUUAGAGAAAGACCUUUCUGUGAAAUCAGGAUGGAAGCAGAAGAACACCAACAGCCACGGAAGACACCCUUUUACUCAGAAUUACCUAAAGUGGAACUUCAUGCCCACCUGAAUGGAUCCAUUAGUUCUAAUACCAUGAAGAAAUUGAUAGCCAAGAAGCCAGGUCUUAAAAUCGACAAUCAGAUGACUAUGAUUGACAAGGGAAAGAAAAGAACUUUAAAAGAAUGUUUCCAGAUGUUUCAAAUUAUUCAUCAGCUUACUACUAGCCCUGAAGAUAUUCUAAUGGUCACAAAAGAUGUCAUUAAAGAAUUUGCAGAUGAUGGUGUGAAGUACCUGGAACUAAGGAGCACACCCAGAGGAGAAAAUGCUACAGGAAUGACUAAAAAGACUUAUGUGGAAUCUGUACUUGAGGGUAUAAAACAGUCCAAACAAGAACACAUUGACAUUGAUGUUAGGUAUUUGAUAGCAAUUGACAGAAGAGGCGGCCCUUCAGUAGCCAAGGAGACCGUUAAACUUGCGGAAGAGUUCUUCCUCUCUGCUGACAAUACAGUUCUUGGCCUUGACCUCAGUGGAGACCCUACUGUAGGACAGGCAAAAGACUUCUUGGAACCGCUUUUAGAAGCUAAAAAAGCAGGCCUGAAGUUGGCAUUGCAUCUUUCAGAGAUUCCAAACCAAAAACAAGAAACACAAGUACUUCUGGAUCUGCUUCCUGACAGAAUUGGGCAUGGGACAUUUCUCAACUCUUCUGAGGGAGGAUCCCUGGACCUGGUGGACUUCGUGAGGCAAUACCAGAUACCACUGGAACUCUGUUUGACCUCAAACAUCAAAAGUCAGACAGUUCCAUCUUAUGACCAGCAUCAUUUUGGAUUCUGGUACAGCAUCGCCCAUCCAUCUGUGAUCUGUACCGAUGAUAAGGGUGUUUUUGCAACACACCUUUCUCAAGAGUACCAACUAGCAGCUGAGACAUUUAAUUUGACCCAGUCUCAGGUGUGGGAUCUGUCUUACAAAUCCAUCGACUACAUCUUUGCUUCUGACAGCACCAGGUCUGAACUGAGGAGGAAGUGGAAUCAUCUGAAACCCAAAGUGUUACAUUUUUAAGCUGCAAUGAGGUGAACUACUUUUGAAUAUGUGUUGCAACCAAGAGCUUCCUGACAUCUCCCACGUAGUAAACUGUCCACCACUCCCUCUGAAGCACAGCAGCCAGGUACCACGGGCUCCAUCACCAGUAGCUUACUCAUGACUGGUCCCAUGACUGGCAGGCUCAAAAGUCUUACAGAGCUUUCCUCCAUGCUGCUUACUGGAAGGGACCUGAAGGUGGCGGCUAUCUAAACUCCCCACACUGCACCUUGGUGGCUCAGUGGGUCAAAGCCUCUACCUUCGGCUCAGGUCAUGAUCCCAGGGUCCUGGGAUCGA
Neogale vison (American mink) is the source of this 1796-nucleotide messenger RNA. It is a transcript of the gene MAPDA, whose product is annotated as adenosine deaminase like. The transcript has 11 exons. Gene Ontology annotation, biological process: inosine biosynthetic process; adenosine catabolic process. The coding region runs from base 414 to 1481 and encodes 355 amino acids. Gene Ontology annotation, molecular function: adenosine deaminase activity. Lineage: Eukaryota; Metazoa; Chordata; Mammalia; Carnivora; Mustelidae. The record is from RefSeq and is a predicted model, not a curated record.